AUUGAGAAGAGGCUAUGUUUCUUGCUGUUGUUUUUCUUUAUAUUAUAUUUUUUACGUGAUAAUAUCAUACAGUGCAUAUGAAAUUAAUUUUAAUACGCUAAAAUAAGUGUAUCGUAUUGUUUGAUCAAAUAAUAAUAUAUUUGUACACAUUCUUGAUACUUGAGGAAUAAAUUCAAACAAAUUUAUUUAAAGUUUCUUUGUUCUGCUACGUAAUAUAUUAAGAAGAUGACGUUAAAGUUAGCUUUAACCUUGCUAUUGUUUUUUGUACAAUGUUUAGCUUUUAAACCCGUGGUUUUAAUUCAUGGAAUAAUGACGGGAAGCGGGAGCAUGGAGAUUAUUUCGAGAAGGAUACAGGAGAAACAUCCUGGCACAAAGGUAUACAACGUUAAUAGGUUUGAGAGCUGGUCGAGUUUGGAAACCAUGUGGCAUCAAGUCCUAGAAAUAGGAAAAGAUGUUGCAAACAUAUCUAGUCAAUAUCCUGAUGGUAUUAAUGUUAUUGGUUACUCCCAGGGUGGGCUGGUAGCUCGCGGUAUAAUUCAGACUUUUCCUAAUGUGACUGUUGACACUUUUAUAUCGCUGAGUUCACCGCAGGCUGGACAAUAUGGAGCCGGCUUUUUACACAUUGUCUUUCCCGGAUUAGUGAAAGAUUCGGCAUAUGAGUUGUUUUAUUCGCGGGUCGGCCAACACACCUCAGUGGGUAACUAUUGGAGGGAUCCAUAUCAUCAACCCUUAUAUGAAAAGUAUAGCGUCUAUCUACCCUACAUAAAUAAUCAUAUCGCUUCAGAAAAAUCAGACGAAUUCAAAUCAAACUUACUUCGCUUGAAGAGGUUGGUCCUCAUUGGAGGACCCGACGAUCAAGUGAUCACACCUUGGCAGAGUAGCCAAUUCGGCUAUUACAACGCGAACGAAACGGUCAUAGAGAUGCGCGGUCAAGACAUAUACACGUCGGAUCGCAUUGGGCUGCGAGCGUUGGACAGGAGCGGACGUCUCCACGUGGUCACAGUACCCGGCGUCAAUCACUUCAAUUGGCACAUGAACGUGAGCAUUGUGGACGAUUAUCUAUUGCCAUAUUUGGAUUGAAUAGAUUCUUAGUAGUGAUUUUAGUAGGUAAGGGCCGGUGCCAUGCGUUUGGACGGUAUCUGAUAGCCUGUAUGAUAAUUUGUAACGGCUAUGCUGAAUAGAAUGGUGAAAGUAGAAGAUGUGAAACCGGCCGUGAUUCUCAAACAAUACUCAAUUUUGCAGUUUUUACUGAUCAUUUACCAGACUUUUGACUGUUUAUAUGUAAGGUUCAAAUAGAUAAUGCCAUGUGCCGUGUGCCAUAGAUAAUGAUGCUGUUUUAAUUACUGUGAUAAAUAAAAAAAUAAACACAUUUUGUGUUUAGCAACACUUUUCACUGGUUUAUUUUUUAGCACUUCUAAAACAUUAGAAAUUCUGACAAAUUUUGCCAAAAUUUUUUUUUGUUCGACGUAGCAACUUAUAUUAUAUUGAAUAAUAUUCUCAAAUGACACUCAAGAAUUGUGAAAAUGAAAAUUUUUUUUUAUCCAAUCGUGUAUUUUUACUUAUGGGCGACGAUAGGUACGCAUGUCUGCGUGCGGUCCUGUGUACCGAUAGAGCCGGCCAUUGUUUCUAUAAAUGUGUGCGUGCAUCAAUUUAGCUCUUGUGCUCCCUUUAAACCAAAAAACUUAAUUGUGUACUGUUUGAGAAUUGCAACAAUAGUUCAAUUGUGCGUAUGUAGUUUUCAUUUGUGUCAUUUUGUCAUUUUGUAUAUUAGUAAUAUAGUGAUUUGAUUAUGUAAUAUGAUAUUUAUAUUAAGAACAAUAGACACUAUUCACUUUAGUGAUGUUUGUCUUUAUUGUAUCGUAAGUAAUUAAUUUAUUUUUGUAUGACUUAAUUAUGAACUCAAUCUGUAGUAUAAGCAUUUAUUACUAAAAUGAACAAUGUAUUGCAUUAAAUAUAAAAUACAAUAAACACAAGUUAGUGAGAGUUUCGCCAAAUUUUAAACUAAUCUUAUGUAAUUUCAAUUGAAUCUCAAAUCUUAAUGCAUAUUGGCAUUUAUCCAUAUUUAAAAUUUGGUAUUAACUUAGAAUAUGGAAAUAAUACAGGUUGUUUUUAAUGUAAUUGUUUUACAACAAUUUAUAAUAAUUAUUCUGUAAUUAUAGGAUAAGUAUUUCAAUGCUCAGUAGGAAAUCUCAGUGACGGCUUUUUAGUAUUUAAAUCAAUAAUAAAGGAGUAAAUGAAUGCCUCAAUAUAAUUUAUAGAAUUUUUAAACUAUGAUAUUUUGUUUAUGUAACCUUACUUUA
Molecule: messenger RNA, 2300 nt
Organism: Zerene cesonia (dogface butterfly)
Lineage: Eukaryota; Metazoa; Arthropoda; Insecta; Lepidoptera; Pieridae
Gene: Ppt2
Product: lysosomal thioesterase PPT2 homolog
Exons: 6
Coding region: 226-1080 (284 amino acids)
Cellular component (GO): lysosome
Molecular function (GO): palmitoyl hydrolase activity; thiolester hydrolase activity
Source: RefSeq, a predicted model, not a curated record